Molecule: messenger RNA, 1587 nt
Organism: Kluyveromyces lactis
Lineage: Eukaryota; Fungi; Ascomycota; Saccharomycetes; Saccharomycetales; Saccharomycetaceae
Gene: GIS4
Product: Gis4p
Exons: 1
Coding region: 1-1587 (528 amino acids)
Source: RefSeq, a predicted model, not a curated record
AUGCCUACCAGUGUUCAGGUGAAAGAUUACUAUGAAAAUGAUUACAAUGGGUUAUGGUCAUGGUAUUUGAGCAAUUUACGAAACGGAGAGUUUGAAGAAUUGACUGGUAACGAGUUGAAGCAUGGACUUUUGAAACGGUUUCUCAGAGAUCAGUUUCAAGCGACCGGACCAUUAAACAAAAAAUUACUCUUGGUUUCAAUUCCGGAUGAGAUUCACCAGGAUAUUAAAGUAUUAGAAGAGUUUUUAAGCGAAUAUUUCCAUUUGAAAGAUGACCACACUAAUAUUGUCAUUGAUAAAUUAACUCGUGGGACUGUUUACAAACAUGAAAACCAUUAUCUAAUACAGGACAAAUUGACCAAUUUCAAUGAUGAAUGGUUCUUAGAGAUGAAGAAAGAUGUAAGCAUUAGCGGGAACAGCAGCAAGGAUGCUACCGAUUCGGCGGAAAACUGCGGGCAGGAAAUGGAGGAUGAUAGUCCCCGUCGAGAUAGUGAUUCUAGCGACAGCUAUAGUAUAUUGACGGGUGAUACGUUUGACACUGAAUCUCAUUCCAUUGUUCUCAAUUUCAAGCAUCCCGAGGUCAUGGUAAAACCAAUCACUAAGACCACUCAACGGAUUGUAAGGAUCAGUCCAGGAAAUAAUAUUGGCUCACCUGCAGAGUCUCAGGUAUCAAUAGUGACACAUGGCGAUGAUCUGGAAUCUUACCGUGGAGAAGCUUUGGUCCAAACUGUGACAAGGGCAAUAGACGAAGAUGAAGAAGAUGAAGAUGAUGAUGAUCAUCAUCAUGACGUCGAAUCCGCUGACGAUAUGAAAAGCAAAGAUAUCUCGAUUCCACCUAGCAUUUCUAUAUCUGACAAUUUCGGCACAUUUAGGUUAGUGUUACAGUCAAUUCUUAUAACCAACAAGGAAACAGAACAAAUCUUUACUGGCAUAAGACAAAGCGAAAACGAUAGAAGUAAUGCUGACAUAAAUGAUGAUUGGCUCUUAUACGAUACGGAUUUUAAUUUAGGCAAUUUACAAAUGUUGUCGUUAUACGAUAUUUUGGACUUCAGUAAAUUUUUACCCAAAAUUCUGUUUUACUCUAUGAUCCACGUUAAGGAUUCUGUCGACGAUAACACGGAGCUAUCUUUACAACAUCUGAUUACAGUCAAUAAUACUCUGACUAAUGGAAAUAUGUAUAGUCCACAUGAAGUUGAUGAUUCAAUGAGUGAAUUAAGUUCUGAUAACUCGAUUGAAUGUUACACAGGAAAUUCAAAUGACUCCAUUGCGGAUGAACCAGUCAUCGGACUGUACUCGCCAGCAACUGCGGCUACAGCAGGUCAUAGGUCCAUCAGAACGGUGGAAAGUAUUGGUGCGUGGGCCUUAAAUAGGUCCAAUACCAAAAAAAGUAUGGAAACUGUGCAAAACACGGUAUCAAGGGACUCCAGAGGGAAUUUCAUGAACAGAAUCAAGUCUCAGCCAAUGCCUGUGUUAUUGCAGACACUGAAUAGUAAUAUAGAUGAGGAGGCAAUAAAGAUCAAGAAAAAUCUUGCCAAAGUUAGAGCAAGACAGCGGAAAAAGUCCACUUCCCACAAUUGUAGUAUAAUGUAA